AGAGGAUUCCGAUAUGUCAGAGACUUCCUCCCAUGACUCUUUCUAUGAUUCCCUAUCAGACAUUCAGGAAGAAAACAGGAAUGCUGACUUCUUCCCUGGGCUAUCAGCUUUUCUCAGCCAGGAAGAGAUAAACAAGAGCCUUGACCUGGCACAGAGAGCUAUAGCCAACUCUAAGACAGAAGAUUUUGACUCAGAAAAGGAAAUCUCACAGAUUCUCAACACCACUCCUGUAAGACUCCGUGAAAAUUCUUCCCGAAAGGAGACCAAAUUGGGUGAUCCUUCCUCCUCAGGAACACUUCCAGAUAACAGACCAGAAGGAAAAAUUGAGUGUAUCUCCUCACCUGGUUCAAAGAGGAAGCCUACCAUCUCGCCCCUGCUUGCCAGACCCAGCUAUAUCCGGAGCCUCCAGAAGGCUGAAAAACGUGAUGCAAGAACUCCCAACACAAGUGUAAAGCCCAAACCAGCUUAUCAAGGUACAGCUGGCCCCCAGAACCAGCUGUGUGACAAGGCAGCUAAUCUCAUAGAGGAGCUGACAUCCAUAUUUAGAAGAGCAGCAAAGCCAAGAAACAGAAGCCCAAAUGGCGAGUCCUCAUCACCAGACAGUGGGUACCUGUCUCCAAAAAAUCAGCCCUCAGCCCUGAUGAGCGCCUCAGCCAGCCAGAGCCCUACCGAAGACCAACGAGAGAUGGAGGAAGCGGAAAAGUUACCCAAGGCCAGGCGUUGCUAUGGAGCAGACCAGGACGAAGCAGUGCCGCUCAAUAGCAUUUCUCGCCCACAGCCCCAGAAUCCACUCUGCCUCCCAUCAGCUCCUCGGUUCAUCCAGAAGCUGAGGAGCCAAGAAGUGGCGGAAGGAAGUCAAGUUUAUCUGGAGUGUAGAGUCACUGGAAACCCAACGCCUCGAAUCAGAUGGUUCUGUGAGGGGAGGGAGCUGCACAACACUCCUGAUAUUCAGAUCCGCUCUGAGGGCGGGGACCUCCACACCCUGAUCAUAGCAGAAGCCUUUGAGGACGACACAGGUCGCUAUACCUGUCUGGCUACGAACCCCAGCGGCUCGGAUACAACAUCUGCUGAGGUGUUUGUUGAAGGUGCCAGUUCAACAGAUUCUGACAGUGAAAAUAUAGCUUUCAAAUCAAAACCUGGAGCUAUGCCACAAGCUCAAAAGAAAACAACUUCAGUUUCCCUGACAAUAGGAUCAUCGUCUCCAAAGACAGGUGUGACAACAGCUGUGAUUCAGCCAUUAUCUGUCCCUGUUCAACAAGUUCACAGUCCAACCUCGUAUCUGUGCAGACCUGAUGGAACCACUUCUGCCUACUUUCCUCCUGUUUUUACAAAGGAACUGCAAAACAUUGCAGCAUCAGAGGGCCAGGUGGUGGUUCUGGAGUGUCGGGUACGAGGGGCACCCCCUUUGCAGGUCAAGUGGUUCCGACAAGGGAGUGAAAUCCAGGAUUCUCCCGACUUCAGAAUUCUACAGAAAAAACCUAGAUCUACAGCUGNUCCAGAGGAGAUCUGUACCCUAGUUAUCGCUGAGACUUUCCCUGAAGAUGCAGGGGUCUUUACGUGCUCAGCAAGAAACGAUUAUGGAUCAGUAACCAGCACUGCCCAGCUGGUUGUCACCUCAGCCAACACUGAAAACUGUAACUAUGAUUCCAUGGGAGAAUCCAACAGUGAUCACUGCCAGCACUUCCCACCUCCCCCUCCAAUCUUGGAGACAAGUCCCUUUGAGUUGGCUUCAAAGAAACCAGCUGAGAUCCAGCAGGUGAACAGCCCAGAGUUAGGACUUGGCAUGGCAGCCCUUCAAAUGCAAUUCAAUUCUGCUGAGAAGGAAACUAACGGAGUCCAUCCCAACCAUGGAAUAAACGGACUGAUCAACGGCAAAGCUAACGGCAAUAAAUCUCUUCCAACAUCAGCUGUCCUGCUUUCACCCACGAAGGAGCCACCACCUCUGCUUGCCAAACCAAAACUAGGAUUUCCAAAGAAGGCCAACAGAACUGCUAGAAUUGCCUCUGAUGAGGAGAUUCAAGGCACAAAAGAUGCGGUCAUUCAAGACCUGGAACGUAAACUUCGCUUCAAGGAGGACCUCCUGAAUAAUGGCCAGCCGAGGUUAACAUACGAAGAAAGAAUGGCUCGUCGGCUACUAGGUGCUGACAGUGCAACUGUCUUUAAUAUUCAGGAGCCAGAAGAGGAAACAGCCAAUCAGGAAAUUGGGGCUCCUCAUGCUUCUGUAGGGAGUCUUCUGGAUGGUCAAAAGGAAUACAAAGUCUCCAGCUGUGAACAGAGACUCAUCAGUGAAAUAGAAUACAGGCUAGAAAGGUCUCCUGUGGAUGAAUCAGGUGAUGAAGUUCAAUAUGGGAAUGUGCCUGUGGAAAAUGGAGUGGCACCGUUCUUUGAGAUGAAGCUGAAACAUUACAAAAUCUUUGAGGGAAUGCCUGUAACUUUCACAUGCAGAGUGAUUGGGAAUCCAAAGCCAAAGAUCUACUGGUUUAAAGAUGGAAAGCAGAUCUCUCCGAAGAAUGAUCACUACACCAUUCAAAGAGAUCUUAAUGGGACCUGCUCUCUCCAUACCACGGCCUCCACCCUAGACGAUGAUGGGAAUUACACGAUUAUGGCUGCAAACCCUCAGGGCCGCGUCAGUUGUACUGGACGGCUAAUGGUACAAGCUGUCAACCAAAGAGGUCGCAGUCCCCGCUCUCCUUCAGGCCAUCCUCAUGUCAGAAGGCCUCGUUCUAGAUCAAGGGACAGUGGAGAUGAAAAUGAACCAAUUCAGGAGAGGUUCUUCAGACCUCACUUCUUGCAGGCUCCUGGAGAUCUGACUGUUCAAGAAGGAAAACUGUGCAGAAUGGAUUGCAAAGUCAGUGGAUUACCAACCCCAGAUCUAAGCUGGCAACUAGACGGAAAGCCAGUCCGCCCCGACAGUGCUCACAAGAUGCUCGUCCGUGAGAACGGGGUGCACUCUCUGAUCAUAGAGCCUGUCACAUCACGAGAUGCCGGCAUCUACACGUGUAUAGCCACCAAUCGAGCAGGACAGAACUCGUUCAGCCUGGAGCUUGUGGUUGCAGCUAAGGAAGCACACAAACCUCCCGUGUUUAUUGAGAAGCUGCAAAACACAGGCGUUGCUGAUGGGUACCCAGUGCGACUGGAAUGCCGUGUUUCAGGAGUGCCACCGCCUCAGAUAUUUUGGAAGAAAGAAAAUGAAUCACUCACUUACAGUACUGACCGAGUGAGCAUGCACCAGGAUAAUCAUGGCUACAUCUGCCUGCUAAUUCAGGGAGCCACAAAAGAAGAUGCCGGGUGGUAUACAGUGUCAGCCAAGAAUGAAGCAGGGAUUGUGUCCUGUACUGCCAGGCUUGAUGUUUACACCCAGUGGCAUCAGCAGCCACAAAGCACCAAGCCCAAAAAAGUACGCCCCUCAGCCAGUCGCUAUGCAGCACUUUCGGACCAGGGACUAGACAUCAAAGCAGCGUUCCAGCCUGAAGCCAGCCCAUCUCACCUGACACUGAACACCGGCUUAGUAGAAAGUGAGGACCUGUAAUACGACAUUCUUGUUAAAGCUGAAACACUGAAACAGCCUUGUCUUGACCAACAUAUUCCUUUGUCACACUAUGUAAAAGGCAAAAACAUACCUUUGACUAUAAGAAAUAAAAAAAUCUAAAUAGUUUUCUUAAUAAAUAUACCAAAUUUAGAGUUUAAGUAGGCAGUGCUAAUAGAAAGGUACACAUUGCAUAGUAAAUUCACAUUCAUCGUCCACUUUAAAACUUUCUACCUGAUGUGCUGAAAUGGUCUGAAAUGCUAACGGAUACCAGCUGUUCAAAGAUAACCACAAUUUGUAUUAUCAAAAGUGCCUUUAAACACUAGCUUUAGGUGCUACAUAGCACGAUAGCGUGGAAUGCUUAAAAUGAGGCAAUUGUACCACAAAUAAUACUAAAAUGAUUCUCAAGUGGCAGUGUACUCAGACAGCUACAGUGAACCAAGUGCAAUAUGUAAGAAUGAAAAAGGAAGAGGAAAUGGCAAAGAAAUCCAAGUAAAUGCCUUGUCUUUGCAAAUGGUUUUAAAGUAAAUCAUAAGGAAGGAAUGAAUUGCCUUAAUUUUAAUAAUAGCAAGAGUUUUCUAACAAGGUUAACCUUUUUUUUUACGUGUUAUAUUUUCAUGCUACCUUGGUAAAAACUUUAUUUACAACCCAUAUUAAAAGGCUAAUUUUAAUAAAGUAUUCUGAAUUAAGUAGAAAUAUAUUAGUCCAUUCCAAGAAAGGCAUCCAAACCAUCCAGAAGACCAAGGAAUAUAGAAUUUGGAGAAAACAAGUUUGGAAGAAGUGGAGAGAAUGAAGGAAAAGGUUACCGGCAUACUUCGUACAUUGUAUUCACUUAGAUAAAAGUAGAAGGGACAGGAGACAUGUAAAAGGCCAGGCUUUUCUUUGGUUUUCUUGAAAAUUAAAUCUAACAUGUAGGUGAAAAAACACUGCCAUUCACAAGUCAGGAGAUUUAGGUUCAGCUGGAAGUUUGGAGGCACAUGUGCUAUGGAAAUUAUAGUGUGUCUGAAGUUUGUGUAGUAGUUGAAUAUUUUAGAUGUUUAGAGCAAGUUGAAAAUGGACUGAGAAUGCAAGAUUGGCAUAAAUGAGAAACUGCCUGUAGCAUCUAGUCUACUUGAGGGAAAUGGAGAUUCAGGAAAGACAAAAACAGGUUAGGUUUGUGCCAUAAUGUAUUUUUUCAAUGGUACCAAGACAUGGUGAAUGGAAAAUAUUAUUCACUUACCUGCUGCCAUGAAACCUUAAGCCUUAAGAAGGUGCUGGGUCCUGAGUAGUUAGUAAAGACAUCUCAGCAAAGACUGAUUUUCAAAUGCACAUGAUUCUGCAUCAGCUAGACUGAGUUGAUUCUGACCAGACUUGAUGGUUUUAAGUCGGAGCCAAUAAACUUUAAAAAGGAGAAAAAACCAAUUUGGCCUAAUAUUAUAAAACCCGAGGCUUUAAUGGUACUUUGCCAUGAGAAGAAAACACUGUAUUCCUUAUGCAAAACACAUAUAUCUUUCAUUAUUUAUAAUAAAAAUGUUGAACUCUCUUAGUUCAGUUACUCAAUACGUAGUAUUUUUAAAAAUAAUUUUAUAUCUUUGUACCACCCCAUAUAUUUCAUAUUACUGCUUCACAUGUACAGCUUUCUACUUCUUUGUAAGAACACCAACCAACCAAGUUUUAAAUGAUUAAUAGGCUUGAGCACUGGGUGGUAGAUGUUCCAUGCAGAGUGGUACAAGUUUCUUUGACCACACUUAUGUGCAUUACUAACAUGGAAUUUAAGAUACCAUACAAAGUCCCUCAUGGACUUAUCUAUAUUGUAGUAUUAUGACUUAUGUCAUAUCUUACUUGCCAAAUUUUUCUAAAUGUGACUUUUUGCUAAUUUGCUGGGUUUGGGAUUAAGUAGCAUUAUUUUGCCACCUUUUAUGUUGUAUUUAUAAAAAAAAAAUAGUAUUAUCAUACUACUUUGGAUUGUUGUGCUGGUAUAAUAUGGAUUUAACAUCAAUAAAUAUUUAACAAAUAAUA
Pteropus alecto (black flying fox) is the source of this 5524-nucleotide messenger RNA. RefSeq names its product palladin, cytoskeletal associated protein (gene PALLD). NCBI's taxonomy places the organism in Eukaryota, Metazoa, Chordata, Mammalia, Chiroptera, Pteropodidae. Bases 14 to 3529 code for a protein of 1171 amino acids. The transcript has 20 exons. The record is from RefSeq and is a predicted model, not a curated record. Gene Ontology annotation, biological process: cell migration; actin cytoskeleton organization.